Messenger RNA from Priapulus caudatus, 5024 nucleotides. RefSeq names its product homeotic protein female sterile-like. NCBI's taxonomy places the organism in Eukaryota, Metazoa, Priapulida, Priapulimorpha, Priapulimorphida, Priapulidae. The record is from RefSeq and is a predicted model, not a curated record.
AGUGUUUAGCUUGGCCGCGGUUUGUAAUGUUUGCUACUACUUUUCAUGUCGUCAGUUGUUUAAUAUAUAUAAUUGCAUUAUAGAUUUUCAUACCUCACUCCAUCACUCAAAAUCUUUCCUGUUUUACCAAAGCUCGAACUUUGACCUGGAUGUGCGGUCAAGUUUGUAUCAAUCCGCCGUUUUAGAAAAGCGAUUUUGUCACGUACAAGAAAGUUAAGUAUUUGGCAAAAAUCUGCCCACCAUGGACCAAAGAUUUAAGUAUGGAUGUCCGUUAUCGUGACGGCCUUGUUGGUAAAAAAUGUUUAUGUAUCAAACUGGUUAAGGAAGCAAAGUCAACCAACAUAUCGAGUUGGAAUUGGCUUACAGGAGUCGUUCGUACCUGCUCAACCAAAGACAACAACGAUCCUGAUUUAUCGAAUUUUGAAGCAGUGGUGGACAACGUGGGAUUUACUCGGCAGACGUCUGUGUGUCAACCAGUGCAGUCUCUGUUUGAUCAUAGUCUCCAGUUCGUGGCAGCUGAUGAUAUUCAGCCUCACUCUGAGCAGCUGAGUGCACAGUGCGAUUGUAAGGCAGAACUCGCGUGCUGGUUUGAGUACCAGGACGGACAGCGCCUCUUGGUGGAGAGUCCGGAGAAGGUAGUUGGACACCGUGUGCGCGUUUACCGGCCGGAUGGACAAACGCAGUGGUGGUACACAGCCGUCGUAGAGAAGUGUGAUCAAAACACAGGGGAGUUAUUUCUCACUGACGAUACAGUGUUAGAGGAGCAUUGUGAAGAUCCAUCCCUCCUGGAGACGAUCAUACUCGGUGACAAAGUGGUGGAAGCUAUCUUGAAGGGCAAACCUGUUGGCCCCAGUCGACGAAACAAGGCUCGCCGAUUUGACAAAGACUUUUUUUACGAUACUGUGAGGCCAUUACCAAGGAUACAGCAAGUAAACUCACAAAAGGCUGACCUCCGCUGCCAUUUGCUGUCAGCUAAGCGACUCACGUUUUUUAUAUGUCCAGCACGUUCCACUGCGGCAGAAAAGCCAAAGGCGGUCGAGAAGCGUGAGAGCGGGGGACAGUCUAACUCGCGUCGCACCCGCUCGGCUACGCUGAGCGGUGAGCCCGACAGCGCUCACACCGACGCCCCCACCGUCCUUCCGGGGGCCGCGCGUCGAGGCAGGCCCGCGAAGAGGAGGAGGAGUACUUCGGCGAUCGCGGAUUCGAACGCGGCAUCGUCUCGCGGCGACCGGCCGGCGACGCGUCCCUCACGCGCUCCCGGGUCAGCGGCGAAGCGAGGAGCGGACGCGCGUGGCUCGCAGACGAGACGGAGCGUCGACGGAGCGGCUUCCCCGGCGAAACAGAAACCCGGCGGUGACAGCGACUCGUCCGUGCGGAAGACAUCGGACAGGAGUGGUUCACCGGCGAAGAAGGCCUCCAACCGUGGCGUUUUCCCAGUGAAGAAGAACUCGGAUAGGAGCAGUUCGCCAGUAAAGGGAAGCUUGAACCCUGGCAGUGCACCAGUGAAGAAGAACUUGGAGAGGGACAUAUUGCCAGUAAACAGAGACUCUAACCCUGGCAGUUUACCAGUGAAGAAGAAUUCAGGUAGAGGCAGUUCACCAGAAAAGAGGGGCUCAAAUCCUAACAGUUUGCCAGUGAAGAAGAGGUCUGACAGGGGUGGUUCACCAGUUAAGAGGGGCUCUAACCCUAUCAGUUUACCAGUAAAAAAGAGAUCUGAUAGGGACAAUUUGGUUAAAAAACAACCUGACAGGGGAAGUUUAUCUGUGAAACAGAGUUCCAGGAUCCGGGAUAAUUCUCCUGUGAAACAGAAAGCUAAGAGGGUCACCUCCCUAGUGAAGCAAGAAGCGGAGAAGGUCACCUUCUCAGUGAAACAGAGGUCUGUCAGGGGCAGGCCGGCAGUGAAACGACCGUCUAGCAGCGGCGAAACUUCGACGCCGAGGAGCACCGACGGGGGCAAUCCGGCCGCGGACGAUCGCUCGACUCGCGGCCGCCGUAGCGACUCGCAGAAACCCGUGCGGACGACGGCGACAGACGCGGUUGCCGCGGCGACGACCAACGGCGAACGUCCGAUCGCAGUCGACGUCGGUUCGCGAUCGACGCAGCGGACGGCGGCGCCACCUGCAGCGGAGAACUCGCGGCGGGGAACGUGCCGCAGCGGCGACGGGGAGCUCGCCGAGAACAACCUUGAGUACUUCGCCUCUCUGUGCGCGUCGCUCGACAGGGACGCCGCGACGACGACAGAUCUCCGCGGCGACGCAGCAGCAUCUCGCCUCGCCGGUGGAGGAGGAGGAGGAGGCGGAACGACGUCGGUUACGAUGAGCGAGCGCGUGACGCCUAGCGAGCGCGUGAGCAGCGUGGAUGCUGAGCGCAGCAUCCCGGUCAAGAAGCGCAGGAGCCGACAGGGCGCGCCGCUGGUGCAGAGAGAUGCUCAGCCCGCGGUGGCACAGCCCGCGCCUGCAAGCGUCUACGGCGGCGGUGGUAGUCUGUACGGUGCGAACACGGCGACAGCAACAGACGAACCGACGAUGCAUCAUCAGGUGGAGCUGCAGCAGCAGACGUACAGCUCUGCUAUGGUGCAGGAGCAGAAUGCUGCAAUGGCGCAACAGCUGCAGCAGAACAGUGCAGUGGCUCAGCAACAGAAUGCCGCGAUGGUACAGCAGCAGCAGAACAAUGUGAUGGUGCAGCAGCAACAGCAGCAGCAGAACAAUGCGAUAGUGCAGCAGCUGAAUGCAGCCAUUGUGCAACAGCAGCAAAACAAUGCAGUGCCACAGCAAAACAAUCCGAUGCAGCAGCAGAACACUGCGAGAGUACAUCAGCAGCAGAACACUCCAUUGGUGCAACAGCAACAGAAUACUGCGAUGGUGCAACAGAACGCCGCAAUGCACUAUCGGAGUUCCGUGAGCGCCGGUCAGCCGUCGGCUAUCGUACAGUUGCUCGUGCAAUCGCAGAAGCAUCAGCAGCACAGCCCGCCGCUGCACGUGCAGCAAGUGAUUCAGAGCUGGCAGCAUCAUCAGCAACCACAAUCACCACAACAACAACAACAACAGCAACCUCAACCUCAGCAACAACAACAACAGCAGCAACAACAGCUACAACAACAACAACAACAACAACAACAACAGCAGCAGCAGCAGCAGCAGCAGCAGCACAGCCCAGUUGUAUCUAUGCAGCAGUCGCAUCCAGUUCUCAGCUGGCAACAGCAGCAACAACAGCAGCAACAACAGCAGCAGUGGCAGCAGCAGCAGCAGCAGCAACAGCAGCAGCAGAAACUAUGGGAGUUGCAUCAGCAGCAGCAGCAGCAGCAGCGACAGCAGGCCAACGCCGGCCACCUAGAUGCGCUGCACUCCCCCGGAGCAGCAACACAGCUGCAGCACCGCUCGCUGUGGGAGAGCGUGGGAGCGUCGCAGCCCCCCGCCACCACGCAGCAGGUCUCGCCGAUGCAGGCUAUGAAGUCGGCCUACCAGGAGCCCUACCAGCAGCUCAUUCCGGCGUCGACCCAACUGCUUGCACAGCAGCAGCAGUCACGGAUCCACAACGCCGGAUCGGGGCAUUACCAGGUUGCCUCGGCCGCGGCGAAACUCGACGGCGGCACAUUUGCCGGCGGCACGGCGACGACGACGACGACCCGCGCUGGAUACGACCCGGGCUACCCUUCUCCGCCGGCGCCCUCCCCGCGGCAGUUUCCCGAGGUCGCGUCGCCCGUGCAGGGAGCCGGAGGCGGUGGAGGAGGAGGAGGAGGAGGAGGAGGAGGAGGAGGAGGAGGAGGACAGAUGCGGGCGAGCAUCCAGGACGUCAUCUCGUCCGCUGUCACGCAAGAGGUGCGCGGCUCGAACAAGGCGCCCCCUGGCGGUGGCGGAUACGUCGCGAGGCAGUCGUACGGCGUGCAGACGAUGACGACGACGAGCCGCGUCGGUGCAUGGGGCGGCGGCGGCGGCGGCGACCAUUACGCCGUGGGGGACGGUGAGGGCUUCUCAUCCCGGGACGCUCAUGCGGGCUGCACCUCGGUGAAUGGCAGCCCGCAGGCGGCCGACGCGCGCUACUACCCGCCGGGCGGUCCCGCACCCACCCGCCAGAGCGCGCCGCCCGACGCCGCGUCGCCGCGUCUGCCCGGCGGCACGGGGUCAAAGGUCACGCCCGAGCUGCUCUACGAGCUGUACGACGGGCGGCACAUGGCGGCGGCGGGGACAGAGGGCGCCACCGUGUCGUCGCACCGACUCGUCAACGCGGUGCGACGCGACAUGACCGUGAUCAUGCGAGCGGCCGACCCCGUUGCCGCGACGACGAUGCCGACGCUCCCGCCGGCGAAUCACAGGCCGCCGCCGCCGUUGCCAGCGCGCGAGGGGCUUGGGCACCGGCUGGCCGAGGGCCGCGAGGACGGGCGCUCGCCGCCAGGGGGCGCCUGCGAGAAGCGGCGGACGGAUGACGGCACGGCGCGGGCGCCGAAGAGGCAGCGCGCGGAGGGAGAGCGCGAGCGCGUGAUGACGAAUCUAUCGUCGCCGCCGCCAACGCAACCUGACUACAUCAACAGCUUCCUGUCGUUUGUCACCAAGGAGCACAAACCGGCGGCGCCCCCUACGUCCGCCGCCGCCAUUGCCGCCGCGGAGGAAGAGUACCGUGCCAAGUACCACUCGUACGUCGGGCGACCGAGUGUGAACGGAGAGGGGGCGCCACUGCCCGGGUUCCCGGUCGUGAGCGACGACCGGCUUGACCUGCGGCCGGCCGCCGUCAAGCUGACGCGCGUCGCCGUCGACGACGCCGCCGCUGCUGCGGGGGCGCCACCAUGGCGUGACACGUCCGACGUCGCUCCACAACCCGGAUACGCCACCGCGGCGUCGGCCGGGCAGCAGCGGGAGUUCCUCCAACAGGGGGCGCCGCCGCGGCAGGAAGCUGCCGACGGCGAACUUCGCGACUGCUUCGUCGACUGCUCCUACAUCUCGCCGACGAAACUUGCGCAGGAGGCGCCACCGCUGCCGGCAGCAGCGGCGCCGCGGCGGCGCGCCAAGAAGCCGCGCCGAGACGGAUGA